Cyclocybe aegerita is the source of this 2031-nucleotide messenger RNA. Lineage: Eukaryota; Fungi; Basidiomycota; Agaricomycetes; Agaricales; Hemipholiotaceae. The record is from the annotation of a GenBank genome assembly.
AUGCCCGCUCCAAAUCUGUCCCUCAAGUCCUUCAAGAAGAACCUUGACACAGCUCAGGCUGCAUUAGGCCAUCAAAUUGUUGAGACUGGCCUUAGUCAUCAGGCUGAACACACAUCUAUAACCGGCUCUAUCAUCACACAUGAAGUUCUGCCUCUUCCUGCACCCCCACCACCUCUGCGCUACGCAGACCCACUACCACAAGAGACGGAGAAAAUACCACCCCCAAAGAAGAAGGCAUCCGAGCAACUCCAAGAUUUUGUCGACGCCCUGCCCAAGCUACUCAAUGUUCUAAUGGACGACAACUCAAGCCCCUUGCUCAAUAUGCCGUGUCAGUGUGGAGCCAUUGGAGCUCAUUCGCAGACACCUACUCACUGGGCUGACGUUUGGAAUGCCACUGGCCAAUACUUUGUCCGUCAUGAUAUUUCCACACUACGAGAAAAAGGUUAUGCUAUCCACCUCGGCCACAACGGAAAUGUCUGUCCACACCCCGCCUCCGACAUCUUCUUCCACCUUAUAGAUGUUAACGGUGUUCAUCACACCAAGAUUCAAUUCUGUGGCUGCCCUGGUGCACUUGAGAGACCCUUUCAGCUCCUGAAACAUUGCCUUUUCCCUGCGACUUUGCGUCAGCCAAAGACAGCGUUCACCUUCCGGACUCUGAAGACAUUCCACAUUCUCCACCUUGAAUCGAAGGUUGCCACAUAUGACUUUAUCGGGUCUCUUCGGCGACUCACAGAUAAUAUGUUUGCUCAUAAGAUCCCGGUCCACAGCAUUGAUGUGCUCCUUCCAAAUUGCCCUGCAGGCAACCUGUUGGUCUAUUGCCCAGCGUGUCCAGAGCCAGAAGUCAACAUGGAGCCAAACUGGCAGAAAACCCUGAUUGAAUACCGUCAUCUAAACCAGACCCAACACACCCUUGACGGUAACCACCACACCAACAAGUUCAUCAAGAACACUGAUCUGGACAAUGUUUCGCUGUUCGGUGGUAGGGCCUGCUUCCCUGAUGAUGCCAUCUUUCAGGCUUAUCUAAAAAGCCAACCCGCCGAUCUCCCAGAGAAAACCACAUGUUCAUAUCUCAACGCUGUCAACAAACAAAAUCGUAAGAAGUUUAACAACAUGGACAUUACUGGCAUCGUAAACGCCCAAUGUGGCCAUGUGUUCGUGAAGUCUAGCGUUGAUUUACAACUUGGGGAAAGGUUUGCCAACACUGACUAUGCACUUGCGAUGGCCAUCCAUCAAUAUACCACCCAAAGUCAUGAUGCUGGCCAGUUCAAAUGCUCUUUUAUCACUAGCUGUGAUCACCUGGUUUCCUAUGACAUCUCCUGCGCCUACUGGGUCAAUGUGGUUGACCGCUUCAAGCGAAAUUUCCCUGACCUUGUCAACGCUGUCCACCGUAUUCGUUUUCUUAUUCCCUUGGUGCACGUCCAGAACCACAAGGACAACUGUAUGUACCAGUUUUUGAGUGCAUACACUGACGGUGUGGGUCACUUUCAUGGAGAGACUGCUGAGCAUGUCUGGCCUGAGUUGAAUCAACUUGGUGCACAGACACACCAGAUGAAUAACGGAAAUCGGCAGGAGACGCUCAGUGACCAUCAUAACGACUGGAAUUGGAAGAAGACCGCAAACCUUGCUGCUACUCUCCGCCUGGAUCUUGACCGCACACGGCUGCUUCUUAUGGAAAAACGAAAAGUGUUCCAGAGCCUCUGCGAUCUUUAUGCUGACAAAUGGCUUGAGUGGGAUAAACUUGACAGACAGCUUCGCACAGUUGGCACCAACAAAGAAAUCCAAUGUGUCUAUCAACAUAAUCAGAAGAAAGUUCCUUCCCAAUCACGCAUUUAUGAAAUGCUCAAGGCUGAGCUCAGUGCUAGCGAUCAGCAGGCAUACAACAAUACCACUUCUGGACUUCCAGGCCUUUUGAACGAGGCACUCGAGAUCUUGAAAGAACAACGCGUCAUCCAGGCUUGUGUCGAAUCCUCCAAGCAAGAGCUGACCUCUCAGAAGAUGUCAGAAAUCCAAGGACGCAGGGGCCGGCUAUGA